Molecule: messenger RNA, 1452 nt
Organism: Cryptomeria japonica (Japanese cedar)
Lineage: Eukaryota; Viridiplantae; Streptophyta; Pinopsida; Cupressales; Cupressaceae
Product: BURP domain-containing protein 16
Exons: 2
Coding region: 55-1152 (365 amino acids)
Source: RefSeq, a predicted model, not a curated record
AUUCAUUUACUUCCACUUUAGACUAUUUGUGGCGUUUUGGUGAUUUUCUUCACUAUGGCUGGAACUACAAUUCUCAAGCUUGGGCUCUGUGGAAGCAUAUUCUGUCUGAUGAUGCAUCUUCUUCUGGCUGGUGAUGAGUCAUCGUUGUCUGUAUGGGAAGAUGAACUCCAUGGGCUAAGGAUGCCCAGCGAACUGGCUCGGUUUAUGUCUCCCUUAAACCAUGAGGAAACUUUGUUGCUUGCAGAUGGGUUUGCAACAAAAGGCCUGCAAGCUAUUGCGGAGGAAAAUAGUUUGUGCAAAAGAGCAGGGCUUUUAUGUGAAAAAACUCAGAUAUCAAAGUUGGAUUCAUGCAAUGCAAGGAAACCAUACAAGAAAAGAAAGCUACUAGACCUUGUACAAGAUGGUUUUGUGACUGGUUGCGGACAAACAGUAAUGCCAAAUGACGUGGAGGGGAAGCAAUUACACAGUAAUUUCUUCCGAGUAAAAGAAAUUCUUACAGUUGGAGAAAAGCUGAUGUUUCCUGAUUUUCAUGACGAUGCUGUCAAUGAGAAUGUGUCAUUUCUCCCACAUAAAAUUGCACAAAACAUUCCUUUCCAAAGCCAACAAGUGUUGAACUUAGUAGAGGCCUUUCACAUUCCAUCCACUGGAUCGGAGCUUCUAAUAAAGGAAAUGGCUUCAACUCUUAAGGUAUGUGAAGCACCUCCUUCUAGCAUAGAGACCAAAAGAUGUGUUAUUUCUAUAGAGUUUAUGGCAAAGUUUCUGUCCAGUGUCAUUGGUGGGUCCAACCAUAAGCAGAAUGUUGAAGUGGUGGAGGGCAUUGUCUCAACCAAAAAAAUUUCCAAACGUGUGGUUACAGUAAAGGGCGCAAAACUCUUGGCUCCAUCCUCAAUCAAACAUGUGGCUUGUCACUCUAUGUUAUUUCCUUUUAAAGUUUAUUACUGUCAUUAUGUGAAGAGUACAAAAAUGUAUUUGGUAGCAUUGAAGGAUGAGCAAAGCGGAAUUGAGCAGAAUGUGGUUGCUGAAUGUCAUAUGGAUACUAAACCUUAUCCUGCUGAAAGCCUGGCGCUGCUCGACCUCAAACUAAAACCAGGAGAGGGCGAAUUUUGUCACUGGGUACCUAGCGAUACUCUUCUUUUCAUCGAGAAGGUUUGAAUUUCAAGUGAUAAUACUAUCCUAUUUGAAUAAAGGAGCUCGGAAAUCCUGUGGUAUAAGAUCACAAGAGCAAGGAUGAAUUGGCUUCAGCUUAUUGUCAAUAAUAUCUAUUGUUUCAAGAUAGGAGCUAGGAAAUCCUGUGGUAUAAGAUCACAAGAGCAAGGAUGAGAUUGGCUUCAACCUAUGUCAAUAAUAUCUAUAGUUUUCAAACAGGAGCUUAGAAAUCUUUGAUAAAAGAUCACAAGAGCAAGGAUGAGAUUGGCUUCAACUAUGAUAAUAAUAUUUAUUAUUUGUUGUUUA